AUGGCGCUCCCCGCGCACCCCGACGCCGGCUCACCGAUGGGAAUAAACCCGUCUGCGCUAAUUGCCUUCGUUAGGGAUGAAACAGAAUUCAGAAACUUUAUUGUCUGGCUUGAAGAUCAGAAGAUCAGACACUACAAGAUCGAAGACCGAGGGAAUUUAAGAAACAUACACAGUGAUGACUGGCCCAAAUCGUUUGAAAAGUAUAUGAAAGACGUAAACUGUCCUUUCAAAAUACAAGAAAGACAAGAAACAGUGGACUGGCUUCUCGGCUUAGCAGUUAGGCUCGAGUAUGGAGAUAAUGCUGAUAAGUAUAAGGAUUCCACCCCUGAUGGUGGUAAAAAUACUGACAAUACAGCAAAAAACGCAGAACCGCUGAUCAACUUGGAUGUGAAUAAUCCUGAUUUCAAGGCUGGAGUGAUGGCUUUAGCUAAUCUGCUUCAGAUUCAGCGACAUGAUGAUUACUUGGUAAUGCUUAAGGCAAUUCGCAUCUUGGUUCAAGAGCGCCUGACGCAGGAUGCCAUAGCGAAGGCCAGUCAGUCCAAGGAGGGUUUGCCUGUUGCUUUAGAAAAGCACAUUCUUGGUUUUGACACAGGAGAUGCUGUUCUCAAUGAAGCUGCCCAGAUCCUCCGACUGCUGCAUAUAGAGGAGCUCCGAGAGCUGCAAACAAAAAUUAACGAAGCGAUUGUGGCGGUUCAGGCGAUCAUUGCUGACCCCAAGACGGACCACAGACUGGGGAAAGUCGGGAGAUGAGCAGAUAAAAGCUUUUAGUCUCUUGUGUACUUAGUACAAUUAGGAACUACGUACAACUCUGUACCACUCUGGCAUGCAGUUUGAAAUGGUGUUAUUUUACUGUUUUGAAAGAAAACAGGAAAUAGAAUUCUGACUUCAAAAAAAUUACCAUUUUUCUUUAAAUAAAUGAAGCUGGGGAAAAUAGACAA
Molecule: messenger RNA, 938 nt
Organism: Opisthocomus hoazin
Lineage: Eukaryota; Metazoa; Chordata; Aves; Opisthocomiformes; Opisthocomidae
Source: RefSeq, a predicted model, not a curated record